Yarrowia lipolytica CLIB122 is the source of this 1056-nucleotide messenger RNA. RefSeq lists its product as uncharacterized. The record is from RefSeq and is a predicted model, not a curated record. NCBI's taxonomy places the organism in Eukaryota, Fungi, Ascomycota, Dipodascomycetes, Dipodascales. Gene Ontology annotation, molecular function: protein binding.
AUGGCAGAAACGCGAGAGACACGAAAUACGACGGAUACGACAAUGACGAGGACGAGAACGACAAGAACGAGAACUACAAGAACGGGAACGACAAGAACGAAAAAACAGACCAAAACACCAAAGAACCCGAAACCAAUCGGGGGAAAACGGACAGAAUGCACCAGAGAGGAUUUUGAGGACGAAAUAAAAGACAGGAUUGUCGCCCAAUGCUCACUCAAAGACGUGGGAAUCUUCUACAUUGUUCUUUGCGAGAGAAAAGGCCCCGGCUGGCUCAGUGUAUGUCUGCAGUUCUACAAUGACGAAGAAGGAGUGGUGCAUCGAUCCGGAGUACUGGGUUGGUGGAGAAGAAAACCAAAAACGGGCGCCACCUGUUUCGCCAUUGACCAAAACACCUUUCUUUUUGACAGCACGUUGCUCUUACUGGACGCCAAUUGGGAGACCUGUUCCUCACGCCGAUUCAGCGCACAGACCAGAUUGGGCAUGGCCCACUUUCUCACCAAGCAGACCUCGGUUCACUCCACGGGACUGUCUCGCAUCAGAAAUACCGCGGGCUCGGAUUUCAAGCUCAUGAGCGAAGAGGGAGAGACUGUGGAGGUCCACAAGGCCGUUUUGCAGGGAGUAUGGCCUUUCUUUCGAGAUAUGCUGCGUGUGAAGCAGGAAAACGAACCUCAGCAUCGGAUCAAGUUGCCCAUGCCCAAAAGCACGCUUGACGUGCUGAUGAGCUAUCUGUACGGAGAAGAGCUGCAAAUGGAGUUUCACGAUGCCGCCAAUCUCAUUCUCAAUGCGCGAAUGUACAAUCUGCCCGAGCUGCUGGAGUUGGCCAAAACCAAGGUCAAGAGUGAACCCAUGGACUUUCAGCAAGCGCUGUUAUUGUGGCAGAAGAGCUUCAGGGCACAGGAUGAACAGGUCCGAGACCACGCUUCCGCCAGAAUCCAGCAGCUUAUGCCUGCGGUGGACGAUUUCAAGCGCGAGAUACAGCAUCUUGAGAAGGAUGAACUGGUCGCGUUGUUUUCUGAUGUCUCGGUCGCCAUGGCUGGUAAGAUGAGGGCUGAGUAG